AUGCUUCAUCUCCGUCUAGUACCUUUGUUGUCGUUGGUCUUAAGCAUAUUGACUGCGGCAGAAGAUGCAUUCAAGACUAAAUGUCUCAAUUUCGGCAGUCGUAUCGAUCUUCCCAAUGUCACAGUGAAUUUUGCAUCCUAUGUUCCUGGUGGCACUAAUCUGUCACUGGCCGACAACCCUCCUUCCUGUGAUGCUAGUGCUCAGGAAGUAUUGACGGAUACAUGCCGUGUGGCAAUGGCAGUGGCUACGUCGAACAGGAGUCAGAUUACACUGGAAGCCUGGUUUCCACGAAACUAUACCGGAAGAUUUUUGAGCACGGGUAAUGGAGGUAUCUCCGGCUGUAUUCAAUACUAUGACCUGGCUUACACUGCAUCCUUGGGCUUUGCCACUGUCGGCGCUAAUAACGGUCAUAAUGGCACUUCGGGUGAAGCGUUCUACAAAAACCCGGAUGUUGUAGAAGACUUUGCUUGGAGGUCAGUGUAUACUGGGGUAGUCAUUGGCAAGGAGCUCACCAAACAAUUUUACGACGAAAGCUUCAAUAAAUCGUAUUAUCUGGGGUGUUCGACAGGAGGGCGACAAGGCUGGAAAAUGAUCCAGAGCUUUCCUGAUCUCUUCGAUGGAGUAUUAGCUGGCUCUCCGGCAUUCAAUUUUGUGAACUUGCUCUCAUGGAGCGGACGUUUCUAUCCGUUGACAGGACCGUCAAAUGCCUCCACAUUCGUGACACCAGCACAGUGGUCAGUAGUUGGCGAUCUAGUUCUUGAUCAAUGCGACGCUCUUGAUGGUGCCAAAGACGGCAUCAUAGAGGAUCCGGAUUUCUGCCAGCCUAAUGUCAAAAGCUUGCGCUGUGAUUCAAAUUCUACCAACUCGUCAAUAUGUCUAUCUAAUGCCCAGCUUCACACCGUUGAGUCAACGUAUCAACCCCUGCGUGGUGUACAUAAUGAAGCUCUUUAUCCUCGUAUGCAACCAGGCGUUGAAGCUGAAGCGGCUUAUAUUAUGUACGGCGGACAACCAUUUCCCUUUAGCACGGAUUGGUACCGUUAUGUAGUAUACAACAAUCCAGACUGGGACCCUCUCAGCUUCACUUCGAAAGAUGCAGAAGUCGCUUUGGCUCAGAAUCCCUUCGACAUCGAAACUUGGAACGGCAAUCUGGAACCGUUUCGUCAAGCUGGCGGCAAAGUUUUAACGUACCACGGAAUGGCCGACCCACUCAUCAGCUCUGAUACAUCCAAGUGGUACUAUGGUCGAGUAUCAGAGACGAUGGGCUUAGAUCCUUCUUCACUAGACGAAUUUUAUCGGUACUUCCGCAUUAGCGGAAUGGGCCAUUGUCAAGGCGGCACUGGAGCGACAGAGAUAGGCAAUGGGUUGGCUACAUUGACAAGUCUGUCUCCGGAGGACAAUGUGUUGAUGGCAUUGGUUCAAUGGGUGGAAGAUGGCAUUCCGCCAGAAUAUGUUAGAGGAAGCUCUGUAGCGACCAAUGGUUCUGUGGAGUGGACACGCAAACACUGCAAGUAUCCUAAGCACAACAUUUACUUUGGGCCUGGCGCAUACACCGACGAGAAUGCCUGGAAAUGUGUUGAGUAA
This is a messenger RNA of Talaromyces proteolyticus, 1581 nucleotides long. Its product is annotated as putative feruloyl esterase B-2. The transcript is spliced from 2 exons. Bases 1 to 1581 code for a protein of 526 amino acids. The record is from RefSeq and is a predicted model, not a curated record. NCBI's taxonomy places the organism in Eukaryota, Fungi, Ascomycota, Eurotiomycetes, Eurotiales, Trichocomaceae.